Drosophila elegans is the source of this 579-nucleotide messenger RNA. Its product is annotated as lipopolysaccharide-induced tumor necrosis factor-alpha factor homolog. Gene Ontology annotation, molecular function: zinc ion binding. The record is from RefSeq and is a predicted model, not a curated record. Bases 120 to 473 code for a protein of 117 amino acids. NCBI's taxonomy places the organism in Eukaryota, Metazoa, Arthropoda, Insecta, Diptera, Drosophilidae. The transcript is spliced from 3 exons.
CUCUCUCAGUUGGCAAACUUGGGAAAUGCCUUGUUAAGCCGUUUUGUGAAGAGCGAUUUAGUUUCGUACCUGAAUCGCAACGAGAAGCAUAUCUGUCGGAAUUAUAAAAAAAAUAAAAAAUGGAUAAGCAUAUUCCCCUGGAACAAGUACCGCCAAGUUACAACGACAUCCAACCGGUCCAUCCAAAUCUUAAUCAGACACAGCCGUUGAUUAUGGUACAGCCUCAGCCUAUGCUGACACUCCCGAAUGUGUUGGGCAAUUUUCCAUCAACUGCAACGUGUCCUAGUUGCGGGGUCCGUAGCAAAACCAAUGUUGAAAUUGAGCCAAAUACCAAGACUCAUUUGAUAGCUCUGCUUAUCUGUGCGCUUGGUGGAAUUUGCUGUUGCUGCAUUCCGUACUUGACCGACUCCUGUCAGUCGGCCAAACACACCUGUAGUAGCUGUGGAGAGUAUGUGGGAACCUACAGGAACUAGUGAUCAUCUGCGAGUGCCAAACAUCCUCAAGAAACUGUACAUUUUGAUUCCUUUAUUUAUUGAUUAAUAUGAUUAAAUAAAUAAAUAAUUAGCUGUAAACAACAAA